Colletotrichum orchidophilum is the source of this 237-nucleotide messenger RNA. RefSeq lists its product as uncharacterized. Lineage: Eukaryota; Fungi; Ascomycota; Sordariomycetes; Glomerellales; Glomerellaceae. Bases 1 to 237 code for a protein of 78 amino acids. The transcript has 2 exons. The record is from RefSeq and is a predicted model, not a curated record.
AUGCGUGGCGUCUUCUUGACCAUCUUCGCGCUCGUAGCCGCUUCUACCGCACAAGCACCUUACACCGGCCCUUGUUCGGAUACCGCCUGCGGCGUCGCGAGCGAGAACUGCGAUGUCCAAGGCCGCCAGUGCUUCCCCUUUCCCAACAUCGCCCCAGCGCUCCGUUUUGGGAUCAGACUCGGCGAAGAUCAAGGCGGCAACACGCGAAAAGUGUCCCCGGAACCUCACUUGAAAUAA